AUGCUGCUCCGCCUCUGUCGCGUGCUCAACCUGGUCGUCUUGUCCGCGAACGCGGCGCAUGAGGUGUUGCAGCUGCAGGACCACGCCUUCGCCAGCUGGCCCGCGCUCGCCAUCCCAUGGCGGCUCCUCUACGGCUGCACGGACAUCGCCUUCACUUCCCAUGGCGCCUACUGGCGCGGCGUGUGCAAGAUCGCCGUGCCCCCACCUGCUGAUCCCGCCAGGGUGCGCGCCUACCGCGGUGUGCGCGAGGAGGAGGUGGCCGAGCUUGUCCGGAAGGUGGAGCAGCAGGCACAUGAAGGCGGCGACGUGGUGCGGCUAAGUGAGCUCUUAAGUGGCUUCGCCAAGGACGUGAACGGGUGGAUCGUGCUCGGGGUGCGCACCUCGGGCAGGGCCAGCUGGCGCGCCAAGGUGGACGCGCUGCUCGAGGAGUCAAUUGUGCUCCUCGGGUAG
Messenger RNA from Triticum aestivum (bread wheat), 450 nucleotides. Its product is annotated as cytochrome P450 71A1-like. The record is from RefSeq and is a predicted model, not a curated record. The coding region runs from base 1 to 450 and encodes 149 amino acids. NCBI's taxonomy places the organism in Eukaryota, Viridiplantae, Streptophyta, Magnoliopsida, Poales, Poaceae. The transcript has a single exon. Gene Ontology annotation, molecular function: iron ion binding; oxidoreductase activity, acting on paired donors, with incorporation or reduction of molecular oxygen; monooxygenase activity.